AUGGCUCUACUAGAAUUAUCAAUCAUCAAGGAUUGGUAUGCUAAGUUUGGACGUGGUGAAAUAAACACAGAAAACGUUGAGCAUAGUGGACGCCCAAAAGAGGUCGUUACCGAAGAAAACAUCAAAACAGUCCACAAAAUUGUGAAGUCGUUCGAGAUAGCAGGCACUUUAGAGAUAUCAAGUGAACAUGUACAUAAUAUCAUUCACGAAUAUUUGGUAUUCUACAGAUCUGGUCCAGGCGACUAUUUCCUGUCAUCAGAUCUCAAAAAAAAACUCGCUGAAAAGAAAUUUUCAUCGAAUAAGGAGAUUGUCACUGAAACUGAGGCCUAUUUUGAAACAAAGGACACAUCAAUGGCAAAUGGUAUCGAUGAGUUUAAGGACCGCUAUAAUCAUAGUAUCACCGAUGAAGGGAACUAUGUUGAAUAA
Molecule: messenger RNA, 426 nt
Organism: Bactrocera tryoni
Lineage: Eukaryota; Metazoa; Arthropoda; Insecta; Diptera; Tephritidae
Exons: 2
Coding region: 1-426 (141 amino acids)
Molecular function (GO): nucleic acid binding
Source: RefSeq, a predicted model, not a curated record